This is a messenger RNA of Drosophila busckii, 2546 nucleotides long. RefSeq names its product transient receptor potential cation channel subfamily V member 6 (gene nan). The record is from RefSeq and is a predicted model, not a curated record. Gene Ontology annotation, cellular component: membrane. The transcript has 8 exons. Gene Ontology annotation, biological process: calcium ion import across plasma membrane. Gene Ontology annotation, molecular function: protein binding; calcium channel activity. The coding region runs from base 1 to 2511 and encodes 836 amino acids. Lineage: Eukaryota; Metazoa; Arthropoda; Insecta; Diptera; Drosophilidae.
AUGGGAAAUACGGAGAGCAAUGUGACCAGUGGCGUCAAGAAGCAGGCGGGAGUUUCCACGCAGGCACUCUACAAAUUUGUGAAUCUCAAGGGCGGCGGUCUGCUGGUGGACAUGAUGAAACGCGCUUGUCAGACCAAACAGUUUGCCGAGAUUGAUCAUGCAAUCAAAACGAAAGUGGAACCUUUUCUAUAUAACAAAGGCGCAGGUCGAUAUUUUCCCAUAUCCAAGUUGGUGCUGCUGCGUAAUCGCGACAGGCCACGCACACGGCAAUUGCCAGAGAUACGUGCGCUAGAGAAUCCCGAUGAUGAUUUCAAUAUACACGACUACUGUCCCGAGGUGUCCGAGGCGGAGUAUAUAUCCAAUCCCACAGCAUAUCGCUUUGUCUGCUGGGAUUUGAAUAUGCGCGGCGCUGUGGGCGAAACUAUUUUGCAUCUUUGUCUAUUGAAUGCUACAUCCUUGCAUGCUGAUCUGGCCAAGCGUUUGCUCAAGUUCUAUCCCAAGCUUAUACUGGAUAUUUAUAUGAGCGAUGAGUAUUAUGGCGAAAGCGUGCUGCAUAUAGCCAUUGUCAAUGAGGAUCCAGCUAUGGUUAAGUAUUUGUUAGAUGCUAAUGCGGAUGUGCAGGAGCGCUGCUGCGGCGCUUUUAUGUCUGCGGAGGAUACCAAAGCUUCGCGCACGGAUUCACCAGAUCAUGAGUAUGUAGCGCUAACGCCCAUGACCAACUAUGAUGGCUAUGUCUACUGGGGCGAGUAUCCUUUAAGCUUUGCUGCCUGUUUGUCACAAGAAGAAUGUUUUCGUUUGGUGCUGGCUCGCGGCGCAGAUCCUGACUUCCAGGACACCAAUGGCAACACUGUGCUGCAUAUGCUGGUUAUCUAUGAAAAGCUGGAAAUGUUUGAUGUUGCUUAUGAAGUGGGUGGCAAUAUACAUUUGCGCAAUAUGCAAAAUCUCACGCCGCUGAUGUUGGCUGCCAAGCUGGGACGCGUGGAAAUGUUUUUCCAUGUCAUGAGCAUAGAGCGUGAAAUAUAUUGGCAGCUGGGCAGCAUUACCUGUGCAGCAUAUCCACUGCUUAUGAUUGAUACCAUUAAUCAGGAUACGGGCAAUAUAAACAAGGACUCUGUGCUCAAUUUUGUUGUGUUUGGUGAUAAGUUGGAGCAUUUGGAGCUGCUGGAUGGCGUCGUUAUUGAUUUGCUCAAGACCAAAUGGGAUACUUUCUGCAAAUCGCGCUUCUAUAAGCAAUUCUAUAUGUUUGCUUUUUACUUUCUUAUAUCGCUGUUUAGUUUUAUACUGCGUCCUGGACCGGAGGCUAAGGAUGAUGAUGAUGAGCAGGAGGAUGGCGCAGCAGCUAAUGCGAGUGCUCGUCAUGAUUUAUAUAUAAAUGGCUCGCUUAGUCAGCACACCAAGCGUGGCACUUCCAAUGUGGAAUAUAAAACAUUUUGGCUUAACUUUACGGAAUACUACGAUCCAAAUGAAGUGGAAACGCUGCCAGCUUGGUGGCAAAGCUAUGCGCAGUGUCCAUUGAUGAAUCUCGAAUCCGAUUUGGCCAAGCUGCGCAUUAUAGCUGAGCUUAUUAACUUUGUUGGCGCUAUUCUCUAUCUACUGGUGGCUCUUAGAGAGGCGCGAUUUUUGGGCUAUAAGAUGUUUAUUGAAAAUUUGAUGACUGCACCCUCGCGUGUGAUGUUUUUGUUCUCCUGCGCUUUGAUGAUGACCAUACCCUGGCUGCGUGUAUCCUGUGCUACAGAAAUUGAUGAUCAUGUAACAGUUGUUAUUAUGCUAACUACAGCGCCUUAUUUCUUGUUCUUUUGUCGUGGCUUUAAAACUGUUGGUCCUUUCGUUGUAAUGAUAUAUCGCAUGGUCAUGGGAGAUUUGCUGCGUUUCGUUUCCAUCUAUUUGGUGUUUGUCAUGGGCUUCUCGCAAGCUUUUUAUAUAAUAUUCCUAACCUUUGAUAAUCCCUCAACGCCUGAGGAUCAAGAUGCUGAAACCAAUCCCAUGCCCUCACCUAUGGAAUCCAUUGUUGCCAUGUUUUUGAUGUCAUUGACCAACUUUGGCGACUACUAUGGCGCCAUGGUGUCCACGCAGCACGAGUACGAGGCCAAGAUAUUGUUUUUUCUGUUCAUGACCAUAGUGAGUGUGCUGCUGGUGAACAUGUUGAUUGCCAUGAUGGGUAACACCUAUCAGAAAAUUGCUGAGAUACGCAACGAGUGGCAGCGUCAAUGGGCGCGCAUAGUGCUGGUGGUGGAGCGCAGUGUGCCGCCAGCGGAGCGGCUCAAGAACUUUAUGAACUACAGUCAGUCCAUGUCGGAUGGCAGGCGAGCGCUGGUGCUGCGACUCAACAUGACUGAUGAGGAGAAGGAAGAAAUGAAGGAAGUGCAGGAGACAAAGCGCAUACAUCAGCGCUUCUCCAAGAAGCGGCAAAUGGAGCGCGAGGCGCGCGCCCUGAGACGCCAGCAGGAGUAUGAAAAAUUCUUUGGCAGCGCACCCAAGAGCGCGGAUAGUUUGGAUAACCACCAAGUGUGAGUUCUAAUUAGUUCAAGUUUUAUUGAACCUCCCCC